UUUUUAAAGGCAUAUAUAGACCCUUUAAUAGCUACAGAGAGCUGAACACAUCCUAAUUUAAAACAUUUCCAAAGCUGACUUUGUGGCUGAAUCCCAAAUGAAUCCUUGGUCCCUAUAUAGGGCACUAGGUGGAUGUGGCUCUGCAGCCCUACAUAGUGCAUAUGUUCAUUAAGGAGUCUAUUGGGAUUCAGCCCAUUUCCUUCAUUGUGGGCAGUGAGUGCAAGCUGUGUGUAUGUGUGUGUGUAUAUGUGUGUACACAAUACAGGAUGUUUUUAAGGGGAGGACUGCGCACUCCAGACUCCUCUCUGUCGGUUUUAUAAUCUUUAAUAAUAAAUAAAGUCAGUAUAUUUACAGGGGAAUAACAAUGGGAGCCGCCUACAGUCUGCGCUCUUCUGAUCCGCAGGUUCGAGAUGUGAUUUGUGAAGCCCAAGCUGCAGGAUCAGACACCAGCUGAGUUGAAACAGAAGCCUCCAUGUGCUACAGACCCGCAUCUCUGUGGAGCUGAUCAUCUCUGAAGCGUCGUUUUGUGUGGAGCCGGAAAGAGUGACAGCAUUUUGCAGCCUGGUUGUUAAAUGAAUCCCAGCCGGCAGGCAGACGGAGCUCAGACAGCGGAUGUAGGAGGACACUAGAAGGACGGGGGUGCUUUCCUGGGCUGGAAUAAACAGCGAAGUCUCUGCAUGGAUAAACAGUGUUAUCUCUUCACUUCACAGCGGUACAGAUGCCAGAAAUGGAGGAGCCCAUAGACGCAAAAAUCGUCCUUAGAAUUUCUCCUAGAAUUUCUUUCCAGUACCUGCUUUCAUCCUCUAGCUGCUUAGAUCCUGAUGGAAAUCAACACACUGGAUUAUAAAGCUGCAAUCAAAGCAUGGGAGUUGGAUUCAUUUCUCUUGUCUGGAUUUCCAUUAAUGAUUUAAGGAACUAAUUGUCUAUAGGUGCUAUUAGUGCACUGAAUCUAUUCCUCACCCUGAAUCUAAUAUGGACAGAAUGAUAGCAUUGCGGUCAUCUCUUUGGCUCUGAUAACGCACACAUUUACUCCAUCUGUUCAUCAGGAGUGAUGCUUUUCCACAUGACGCCUCUGCAUGCAGACGUUCUGGCUUUCUACUAUUUUAAAUCAGGUGUUUGCUGAGGAAUAAACAAGACCCGAGACAUGCAUCUUGGACUGGAUGAGAGCAGGGAAUGUCAGUACAAUCAGAUCUGCACCCAUCAUAACUCCUCGUCCAUGGAAACCCCGCACACCAAGAAGAGGAGAGUGAAGAGAAAGUGGCAGGUCUUCCCAGGCCGGAACAAGUUCUACUGCGAUGGGCGGAUCAUGAUGGCAAAGCAGUCCGGCGUGUUCUACCUCACCAUGGCGCUGAUCCUGGUGACUAGUGGGCUGUUCUUCACGUUUGACUGUCCGUUCCUGGCCUCUAACUUGAGCCCAGCCAUUCCAGCCAUCGGUGGUGUGCUCUUCCUUUUCGUUAUGGUCAUGCUGCUCCGUGCAAGCUUCAGCGACCCCGGGGUUCUGCCCCGAGCCACUCCAGACGAAGCAGCCGAUGUAGAAAGACAGAUAGAUGCAGCUAACGGAGUGAGUGGUGCAAGCUCACGGCCUCCUCCCAGGACCAGAGAGGUGCUAAUCAAUGGCCAGACGGUCAAACUGAAAUACUGCUUCACCUGCAAAAUCUUUAGACCACCAAGAGCCUCACACUGCAGCCUGUGUGACAACUGCGUGGAGCGUUUUGACCACCACUGCCCCUGGGUAGGCAACUGCGUGGGAAAGCGAAACUACCGCUUCUUCUACCUGUUCAUCCUCUCGCUCUCCUUCCUCACCAUCUUUAUCUUCGCCUUCGUCAUCACCCACGUCAUUCUGAGAUCCAAUCGGACCGGGUUUCUCACCGCCCUCAAAGACAGCCCAGCCAGUGUUCUGGAGGUGGUCGUGUGUUUUUUCUCCAUCUGGUCCAUCGUGGGUUUGUCGGGUUUCCACACCUACCUGAUCAGCUCCAACCUGACCACGAACGAGGACAUUAAAGGUUCAUGGUCAUCCAAACGAGGCAAAGAUAACUACAACCCCUACAGCUACGGCAACAUCCUCACCAACUGCUGCGCUGCUCUGUGUAGCCCGUUACCACCCAGUUUGAUUGACAGGAGAGGUCUUGUAGAACCAGACGCCCCACAGCCAGCAGCUCAGUCAAAUGGGACUAACGCAUGUCCUACAACUCAGCUCCAGAGUCACAUGUGUCACCAAGAUCAGUGCAUCCAGAGCACCAAAUUUGUUUUGCAGGCUGCCACCACACCUCUCCUUCACGCCCAGCCGGUGCUGCUGAGCGGAGGCGCUGUCCUGCAGGUCAAACCGUCAGUGGGUGUGCCAUGCUCACUUCACCCCUCGCUGCCCUCCUCCACCACCAGUCUGGGCUGCGGAGGUGAGCUUUUGGCUUUACAUGACCCUGAAAGCCUCUGCCACCACCACCAGCUCAGCCACGAGGCCUUUGCCAGCCCAGAGGAGAUGCCCUCCCCGGCCAUGGCGCUGCCCUGCGCUGCCCACCUGGCGCAGCUGUACGACCCGGCCAGCCAGGACUCGCUGCACGAGGAUUCAGUACGCGGCCUGGUGAAGCUCAGCUCCGUGUGACGACCCCAGGAAGCGCAGAGCCAAAAGCCAUAGUUUAAUCUUUAUAGGACGAUAAAACACUUUCAGUGACAUUUUACCUUUUCAGCCACAGCAGGAUAUAACAGCCUCAAAAAAAAGGACCAAGAGCAGUCUUCCAGCUCGUCUGUGUGCUUACGCAGGAGAGCUGAUCUAUUAGCGCUCUCGCACUACGCCUCAAAAUGAAAUCUGUAUUAAAGGACACUUUAUCAAAACACUGAAAACAAAAGAUAUCUUAGCAAAUGAAAAUAUCUUGGAUAAAGGCAAAUAUAUCUAACACUUCUCAUGAUGACACUGCAAUAAAACAAACAUAAAAUUACUAAGCCUAUAUCAGACAAUUUUACUCAUUUCAAGCGUGAAAUUAUAUUCUUUUGGCUGGAAAAUUUUCUUGGUUGAUUUAUUUGUAGAACGAAGCAAAUGCUAAUAGAACAAGGCGCUUUAAGUUUGAGAAAAAAUGACUAGAAAUAUGCAUAAUGAUCAUAUUUUUGUUUUAUCAUAAUAUGAUAAAUACAGUGCUGUUGAAUUCUUGACUCUGAUUGGUUAGAAGGUGUUUCUGAAAGUAGUGCCAGCUACAAGGCGAAUCACUGAUUUAUAUUAAUGGACUCAUUAUAAUACGCUAUCGUUUCUAUUGUAAUGGCUAAUUAAGGGACGAGCUACAUAAUCUAAGACUAAUAAUUAACAGAUUAAACAGAUUAAAGAUUGCUUUUUAACAAAGGGAACGUGUAUAAUCAUUGACGUGGUGACGUUUUUCGGUGAGAGAUGUUAAUUUAACAUUUACAGAAGGAGUCUCCAGCAUCGGCACUUUGUAACACCAAAGGAGAUUCUUCAAGAUGGAGGAGUUUGUGUUUUUAAGUUUCUCUGUAACAUAAACUUCAAGAGAGAACUAAAGAGAGGCUGGUUAUGGAACGACUGUUUAUAGCUGCUAUAACGUGAAAAUAGGAACUAAUUUGUUUUGUAAAAAUGUUCCACAAUGGUAAAUGUAACUAUAAAUGGAUAAAAGUAUGACGUUGAAUAAUAAAUAAAAAUAAUCAUUAGCAAACUGUUGAGGUGUAAGAGGAAUAAAACACUUCAGGAUGUGCUGUGAUUGGAAAAUAAUCAACUUUUGGGUGGUAACAUUACCUGCAUCAUACAACCCCACUGUUGAUUAUUUUCCUCUAACAGCAUGCCUCCAAGUGUUUUAUUCCUUACUUAGAUAAAUUAACCUUUAUUCAGGAUAUUUUCACGUGUUGAGAUAUCAUGUUUGUAGUACAUGUAGACAAAACUGACCUUUGUUCCUAGUAAGGAUGUGCUUGUGUCAUCGAGAAACCAAGAUGUUCCACUAUAGCACUUAAAAAUGUUCAUGAGCUCCGGAAGAACUACAUCACUCUCCUUCACACGCAGUCCAUAAUUCAGAUGGUGGAUGUUUUAUAGAGCUGAACACUAAAGACAGUUGGUGUAAAUGCAAUCUCACUGCCUUUUUACAUCUCUCUGGGCUUCUGUCGACAAUAUCGUUCUGGCAAUAUGGCAAUAUGACAGUGGGCUUAUUAACUAGGGUGAUUAUAUUGCAUCAGAUCUUUUUGAUAUGUCUGAAUCACACAUUAUGGUGAUGUGAUUUAUGUGCCAAAUACGAGUUCAAUGAUUUCCCAUUGUAGAGGUGAUAAUCUUGUCAAUAAAUUUGCAAGUUUGUAUGGAAUCUA
Molecule: messenger RNA, 4290 nt
Organism: Pangasianodon hypophthalmus (striped catfish)
Lineage: Eukaryota; Metazoa; Chordata; Actinopteri; Siluriformes; Pangasiidae
Gene: zdhhc14
Product: zinc finger DHHC-type palmitoyltransferase 14
Exons: 9
Coding region: 1145-2599 (484 amino acids)
Biological process (GO): protein targeting to membrane; peptidyl-L-cysteine S-palmitoylation
Cellular component (GO): endoplasmic reticulum; Golgi apparatus
Molecular function (GO): protein-cysteine S-palmitoyltransferase activity
Source: RefSeq, a predicted model, not a curated record